This is a messenger RNA of Cantharellus anzutake, 486 nucleotides long. RefSeq lists its product as uncharacterized. The record is from RefSeq and is a predicted model, not a curated record. Lineage: Eukaryota; Fungi; Basidiomycota; Agaricomycetes; Cantharellales; Hydnaceae. The transcript has a single exon. The coding region runs from base 1 to 486 and encodes 161 amino acids.
AUGGUAAAGAAAGCAUCAGGCUCACCCUCUGCAGAGAGGAUGAGGGCAGCUGCAUGUAAGAACGCACAGAAUAUGGACAAUGCUGGGAUUCCCAGUGUCAACAUGCCUGAUAUCCCUCCCAAUCCAGGAGAGACAGACGACCCUGAUGCAUCUCCUGGUCCCCAAGGAGACCUGGACAUGCUGGGUCCUUCCCAAUUCACAACCAUGAUUGUAUCUGCUGUGAUUGUGCCUCCUCCACCUGAGGACCCACCUGAUGUGUCAGCAGGACCUGAUCCAUUCAUUGACAUGUCUGGUUCCCCCGAUUCUCCCAGACUGGGUGGAGUGCCAGGGCCUGGUGAUGGCUCUGAUCAGCUUGCUAAGGUCAUUGAUGUUGAUGGCAACCAGCCACCAAUGGAGACUCCUGGAUUGCCAAACAACCAGAGGCAUAGUGAGUUGAUGAUGAUGCUGAGAAGCAUUGAUCAGUGGCUGGAUCGUCUGGAGGACUGA